AUGCAUCACGAUGUGCAAAGAAAGCAGGAGUUCCUUCUUUUAGUAAUUAUGGAAACAGACGAAUCUAUUGAUUUGCAAGUACAUGUGGGAUUCAACGCCUACGGGUCAAGAAUCUAUGCGGGGAGCGAAGAGGAGAUUUCAGAUGAUCAAGAGGUGUCUGUGACCGAAAGAAAAGGUCAGGGUUUCUCUCUGUGUAAAGCGGCGAACAAGAAUUGCUCGACUCGGUGCAGAUGUCCUCAAUCGAAAUGCAAAAACAAGGCCCGUGAGAAUACCCAAGAAAACGAAAACGAAGCCAUUGAUCCCGAUGGAGAAGUACAGCUUGCAAGAGAAGUUCAAUCUGUGACUCAAAUCGAGGAAUUUCUUGCCCCUCUUCAGAGAGAAGACAUGGCUUACCUUCUAAGGAAUGUUUUGGCUAUGGGGAGGGGAAGCUUAGACUUUGCCAAGAAGCUUCUUCAAAAAAAGAAUGCACCUCCACCUCCCCCUCCAAGUCCUGGUGACAAUUCUCCCGUGUGGUGCAAAUGUAAUGCGUGUAGGCCAAUGCCGAAUGAAAUCGAAAAUGUUUGUUGUAAGAGGGUGACCUGUAUUACAAGAUUUCAGGCAUUCAACAAUAUUUGUCUAGACAGGGACAGCCUUGAGGUUUGCAUCAGGGCUUGCUGCGACAUUCGGGCAGAUGAAUUCAAUUUCUCCAUGGAGGGUUUCAGGAAAUCCGCCUAUCGACAGUUUGUCCU
Messenger RNA from Stylophora pistillata, 728 nucleotides. RefSeq lists its product as uncharacterized. NCBI's taxonomy places the organism in Eukaryota, Metazoa, Cnidaria, Anthozoa, Scleractinia, Pocilloporidae. The record is from RefSeq and is a predicted model, not a curated record.